Peromyscus maniculatus bairdii (prairie deer mouse) is the source of this 3862-nucleotide messenger RNA. It is a transcript of the gene Epb41l4a, whose product is annotated as erythrocyte membrane protein band 4.1 like 4A. NCBI's taxonomy places the organism in Eukaryota, Metazoa, Chordata, Mammalia, Rodentia, Cricetidae. Gene Ontology annotation, biological process: actomyosin structure organization. Gene Ontology annotation, cellular component: cytoskeleton. The record is from RefSeq and is a predicted model, not a curated record. Gene Ontology annotation, molecular function: cytoskeletal protein binding.
CCAAUGGAAUGGAAGGGAUGACCUGGAUACCAGCACAGAGCAGAGCUGUGGACCAUAUAGACCAGUGGAAUAGAAGGGAUGACCUGGAAAUAGACUCACACAGCUAUAGCCACCUAAGUUUUCUUCAAACCAUUUAGAAUUGUAUUUAUUUCUUUGUUCAGGGUGUAUGUGUGCACCUAUGUGAUGUGGUCAGAGGACAGCUUGGCAGGGUCCGUUCUCUCCUUCACCAGGUUGUCAGGCUUGUUGGUGAGCGCCUUUAACCGAGGAGCCAUUUCACCGGCCCCAGCCACCCCGAUGGUCAAGAGAGGUGUCAAAAGCAUACGCUGGAAAAAAAGACAGCCUCUUUAACAAAUGGUCCUGGGAAAACUGGAUUUCCACCUGUGAACAAUGAAACUAGACCCCUACUUUUGACCUUGCACAACUCAGAAUGGACAAAGGAUCCUACAGAAGAUCUGAACCUUAGAACCUGCACAGUAGAAAAGAGUCAAGACUUUCUGUACCUUUUGAAAGGGACUCCAGGAACACAGGAAAUAAUUCCUGGAGUUGGUACAUGGAAUUCUGUGAAGUUAAAAAGAUUAUGUAUUGUAAAGAAAACAGUCGCCAUACUGAAGAGAUAGCCUACAGAAUGGGGGAAAAAAAAAACUUUGCUAAUUCUACACCUGACUGGAGAUUAAUAUCUCAAGUAUAUAAAGAAUUGUAAACAUUAAAAUAUUAUUCAGUUAAUAGGCCAGUCAGCUAAAUAUAUAGCUCGCAUAAGAAAUAUAAAUGACUAGUAAAUAUUUGAAGAGGUAUUCAACACCCUUAGCUGCCGAGACAAUUAGAGCUGCUAUGAGAGUCCAUUUCACCCAAGUCGGAGUGGCUGUCAUCAGAAAACAAACAAAAAAUUCUAACAAGGAUAUGAAGAAGUCAACAAAAGGUUCCGUUGUCCUUGACCAUGUUUUCCGUCACAUAAACCUUGUGGAGAUAGAUUAUUUUGGGCUGCGAUACUGUGACAGAAGCCAUCAGACAUACUGGCUGGAUCCAGCAAAAACUCUCGCGGAACACAAGGAGCUGAUCAACACUGGACCUCCAUAUACUUUGUAUUUUGGUAUUAAGUUCUAUGCUGAAGAUCCCUGUAAACUCAAAGAAGAAAUAACCAGAUAUCAGUUUUUCUUACAGGUGAAGCAAGAUGCCCUUCAGGGCCGGCUGCCCUGUCCUGUCAACAUUGCUGCUCAGCUGGGAGCAUAUGCCAUCCAAGCCGAACUUGGAGAUCACGAUCCAUGUAAGCAUACUGCAGGGUAUGUGUCGGAGUACCGGUUCGUUCCUGACCAGAAGGAAGAGCUGGAAGAAGCCAUCGAAAGGAUCCAUAAGACUCUAAUGGGUCAGGCUCCUUCGGAAGCUGAGCUGAAUUACUUGAGGACUGCCAAAUCCCUGGAGAUGUAUGGUGUUGACCUCCAUCCGGUCUAUGGAGAAAAUAAGUCUGAGUAUUUCUUAGGACUAACUCCAGUGGGUGUCGUUGUCUAUAAGAAUAAAAAGCAAGUGGGGAAGUAUUUCUGGCCCCGGAUUACAAAGGUGCACUUCAAGGAAACCCAGUUCGAGCUCAGAGUCCUGGGAAAAGAUUGUAACGAAACCUCGUUCUUUUUUGAAGCUCGAAGCAAAACUGCUUGCCGGCAUCUCUGGAAGUGCAGCGUAGAGCAUCAUACGUUUUUCAGAAUGCCAGAAACAGAGUCAAAUUCAUUGUCAAGAAAACUCAGCAAGUUUGGGUCCAUAAGUUACAAGCAUCGGUACAGUGGCAGGACAGCUUUGCAAAUGAGCCGAGAUCUUUCUAUCCAGCUUCCCCGGCCCAAUCAGAACGUGGCAAGAAGUCGAAGCAAGACGUACCCCAAGAGGGUAGCACAAACUCAGCCAGCUGGAACAAACAACAUAAAUCGGAUAACUGCAAACACGGACAAUGGGGAGACUGAAGGAACAACUAAAAUUAUCGCACCUUCACCAGUGAAAAGUUUUAAGAAAGCAAAGAGUGAGAACAGCCCUGAUCCCCAAAGAAGCAAAUCUCAUGCGCCGUGGGAAGAAAACGGACCCCAGAGCGGCCUCUACAACUCGCCCAGUGACCGAACUAGGUCACCAAAGUUUCCCUGUACCCGCCAGCGUAACCUCUCCUGCGGCAGUGAUAACGACUCGGCACAGCCAAUGAGGCGGAGGAAAGCUCAUAACAGUGGUGAAGACUCAGAUCUAAAGCAGAGGAGGAGGUCCCGCUCCCGCUGUAACACAAGCAGUGGCAGUGAGUCAGAAAAUUCUAACCGCGAGCACCGGAAAAAGAGAAACAGAAUACGGCAGGAGAAUGACAUGGUUGACUCAACGCCUCAGUGGGAAGCUGUAUUAAGGAGACAGAAGGAAAAAAACCAAGCGGAUCCUAACAACAGGCGAUCCAGACACAGAUCUCGCUCAAGAAGUCCGGAUGUCCAAGCGAAAGAGGAGCUGUGGAAGCAUAUUCAGAAGGAACUUGUGGAUCCAUCUGGACUGUCGGAAGAGCAGCUGAAAGAGAUCCCGUACACUAAAGUAGAGACUCAGGGCGACCCCGUCCGCAUCAGGCACUCGCAUUCUCCGAGGAGUUACAGGCAGUACCGCAGAUCCCAGUGUUCGGAUGGAGAGCGGUCUGUUCUCUCGGAAGUGAACUCAAAAACGGAUCUUGUACCACCACUUCCGGUGACCCGUUCCUCAGAUGCUCAGGGGUCUGGUGGUUCCACAGUUCAUCAGAGAAGAAAUGGGUCUAAAGACAGCUUGAUUGAAGAAAAACCUCAGUUAUCUACAAUCAAUCUGGCUGGAAAACACACAGUAAAAACAAUAAAAACUAUCCAGGCUGCCCGCCUCAAGACCGAGACUUGACCCGGAGUGGAAAUGCUGUGUGCCCCUGCUCCUUUCGAAACUGUGAAUUAGAUACUACCCACAUAUCUCGGACAUGUCUUUAGCACAAGAAAAUAAGCAUUUAAGGUUUAUGUACAGCAUUCUUGUGCUGUGGGGCCUUUUGACUGGAAGGACCUUAUGAACUCACUGGAUGUCAGUCUUUCCCGAAACCCCUCCGACUCCGUGCACCUCAUCUCCAGCACAGCCAGGACCAGAUGGCUCUGAAGGAAGUCCCUGGACUCCUGGCCUGCAGACUGUCCUGACUUUUAUCCCCAUAAAGCUGUUUGUAAUAUUGUAUUUUGUGGCAUUAAGUCCCAAUUGUUAUUUACAAAUUGUAAAAAGCCCUUAAGUGUUGAUUUAAGUGUUGUCUUGUGUUUUCUGAGAGAAAAAAAAGCCUGUUUGGACUGUCACCCCUCCCCCAUGUGCCCAAGUUCUGGACCUUUUCCCUGUGCAAGGUGACUUUAAAUCGGGACAAUAAGAACCUUCUGUAUCACCACUGUCAGCUGUAACCCAUCUUUUCCCGUGGCAGGCCGUCUCCAGCCUCCUUGAAAUUGUUCCCUCCUUACUGUCUCACCCUCCAUCCGGCUUAGGAGCCUGUCGACUUGUCCCCUCUAGCCAUUCAGUUUUAUUACAGCCCAGUAAGUCAACUUUGCCCCAACAAUGCCUCCAGCUAUUCCUUUGAGGACAUCUUCAGCACCCUAAUGUUCACUAAAACCCCUCUCAACUGGGGUAGACAGCUCAGUGAUACAGUGCUCUCUCAACUCAACUGUGGCCUUUAUUUACACAGAAGCAAGCCAAACCCAAGGGCUCCCUCCAUUCUGUGUCUGCAGUCUCAUGUCUCAUCCCCCCACACCCUGCUGUAAUUCUAGUCUGCUUCUACAGGACAUCCUUUGCAGCUCACCUCACUGGCCCACCUCCCUGGAACUACCCUCUCCCGUUAUUCCUGAUCUUGCUUUAAUAAAACCCAAGCCUUAGCGGU